AUGGCGACGACUAGCACCCAGACGAAACCUUCCAAGCAUUCCCGGGAAGAGGAAAUGGAGGAAACCCCGUUGAAUUGCCAGAUCCCAGUCCCUAAGCCAGCCAUCUACCCCAAUGAGAUGUACCUUUGUCGACGAGAUGAGUAUCACGACAUGAUCAAUCAUCAUAAAGCUGUAUUUUACACCCGCGCCACCCCCAGAGCUGCAGAGGUGACGGUCGGCCAUGCUCUUGAGUCGGUCUUUGUUCGGGUGAGAACAUGGGCAACCAUGUGGGGAAAGGGAGAGUCACUCUCUCAUCUUGCGGAUUCGGAUAAAAAGGCGAUUAUCGCCAGCCUGGAUGAAUACUGUGUCCAGGAAGACUGGGAUAGCAUCCUUCUCAGCCUCCCUCCUGCCGCUCGUGCUAAUUUCGGAUUGAUCCUGGUUGAGACAAUGCUGAACCAAUUCAUCUGUACCAAGUUCAUAGAUUCUCCUUUCUGGUUCAUGGACGGAAAGAUCAAUGCCACCGAUUCAGAGCCCCAGUCUGACUUCCACAAGAGGUUCCAGUACGUGUACGAGAGGCUCCUACAAGUUUCCCGCGAGGAUGCAGCGUGGUGGAAAUCCAUCAUUGUUGGAAAGCUCAACGAUGAACCCUGCGUGAUGAACAACAUCCCACCCACUCCAGUCGGCCGCAACACAAUUAAACAUCGCACGGCGCUUGUGAAGACUUACACUGAUGAGUUGAUGCGUUCCCGGCUCUUCCAGCUCUUGCUUCGGGAUCCAGUGACCAAGUACAAGAGAUCCCAGCGCAAGAGUAGUCUGCGUUUACUCCUCGAAUCUGCCGCUCAAACCGUCAUUCACGGCGAUGGUGGUCUCUACGGUAAUAUGAACAUUGUGCGACUGCCAGAUCUUCCGAAAUUCAACCACUGGUCGGGCCAGAUGAUCGUCCAUCCCUUCCACGCAGGAUUUGAACCCGUUGAAGGCAGUCGGGUUUUGAUUGUGACGCGGCCAAGCUAUAGCUACAUCGACAUCAUCUCCCUCAAACACUUUUGUACGGUGCCCCCAUGGAUGGUGAACCGUGCCGAAGUACUGGUGGCAGCCAAGGGGAGAAAAGCCCGGGCACUAUGGGCAGCUGCUGCUGUCAGCAAUGACUGCGAGGACACCGUUGGAAUGGACAAGGAGGAAGGAGAGAGCCAGGAAGAGGAUGACACGGAGGAGAAUGCUGAUCCGGUCAGGGAUCUUCCGCCCCUACGAGAGACCAUCUGGCGGCAGUAA
Molecule: messenger RNA, 1248 nt
Organism: Aspergillus costaricaensis CBS 115574
Lineage: Eukaryota; Fungi; Ascomycota; Eurotiomycetes; Eurotiales; Aspergillaceae
Exons: 2
Coding region: 1-1248 (415 amino acids)
Source: RefSeq, a predicted model, not a curated record